AUGGCUUCUUCUUCCUCUCCCUCAUAUCAAUCUCAUCUUAAAAACACACAACAAGAUUUCAAUUUUCUCAAACAUGAAAAAUCAUCAAAACCUCUUCAAGAAGAAGAGCAAGAAGAAGAAUGGCUAAACUUAGGGUUAGGUUUAGGAACUAGUCAUAAUCCAAUUUUAGUUUCUCCAUCAUCUACUUCACAAAAGCUAUGCUGCCCUCAAAUAGGAUUAGGGUUAGGGUUUCAAGAUUAUGAUUCAGCUUUAGAAUCAAAAAAAGGUAAAGAGGGAUUAGAAAACUUGAAUUUCUCUAAUGAACAUCAUUACCAUCAUAAUGAUGAUGAUAAUGGUAAGGUUAUAGGGUCAUCAUCAUUAUCAUCAUCAUGUGAAAUUAUGAAUCCUCGUGGUGAAGACUUGGCUAUGAAGUUUCCUAGUGAUUCUCAUCAUUACUUGGCCAGAAAUAAUCACAACCAAUCUGGUUUCUGGUUUACCCUACGCUCCUUUACCAACCGGAACGGUGAAGCUUUACCUCAAAUAUCAAAAGAAUUCAUAAGAGUAAAGGAUGAAAACAUGACGGUGUUGAUGGUUAAAAAGUAUCUGGUUACAAAACUAGGUCUCUCCAAUGAAGAUGAGAUUGACAUGUUUUGCAUGGGAGAAAGCUUGUUGCAUGUUCAAACUCUGAAGCAAGUAAGAGACACUAUUUGGCUCCCAAGAUUGGUUGAAUAUGUAGAUUCAACUACUUUGUCAAUUGGAGAUUUCCAUGAGGUGACCAUGAACCAUUUGAUGUCACUGAUUUACCAAAAACAUUGUAUAUUGAAUUGA
Messenger RNA from Lathyrus sativus (Indian pea), 807 nucleotides. Lineage: Eukaryota; Viridiplantae; Streptophyta; Magnoliopsida; Fabales; Fabaceae. The record is from the annotation of a GenBank genome assembly.